UGGCGGUGUCAUUUUGGCUGGACAAACGAUAAAGUUGAUCAUGUCGAGCACCUUCUUCGGAGCGCUCACACAGGGCGCCAAGUUCGGCGGCGCUAAGUUCCAGAAUGACAAGCAGCAAUUCAAGCAUCUCAACAAAGCCACAGGAGCCGGGAAGGAAGCUAAGAAAACUGUGGAAGUUGACGAGCUGGAUUUUUUCGGCUUCAAUGAGGCUCCGAAGCCCAAGGAGAAGGCGUCCAAGCCGCGCAAAAUAAGCGUCGACAUGGUGCCAGAAUGGGCCGGUAACGAGGCAGCCAGUAAGACUCGCAAGGUGAGAGGCAGCAAACCUCGUCGCAAGCGCAAGCUGAGCGAAGGCGCAUUGGAGGAGCAGCGUCUGGAGAAUGAGGCGCGACAACAGGCAUCGCAGCUGCUCGCUCCGCCCAAGACCAAGGCUGACAAGCGCAAAGAGAAGCGUGCUCGUCGUCGCUCGCGCACGGAAUCGAUGGGAAGUGAAGCGACAUCGCAGCAGUCGGAGGAUUCUGAGGCUGAUAGUGACAGCGAGGUGGAAGAGGAUGACGACGAGGCUGUGACUCUAUUUAAGUCGAACGGCGAAGUCGCGGACGAGGAAAUGACUGAUGCAAAGGCGGCAAAGAAGGCAAAGAAAGAUGCCAAGAAGGCGGACAGGAAAAAUACUGUGGCUGCCGAACAGGAGGAAGUUCAGAUGCUUCGACGUCAGCUUGGUAUUCGCGUGAGCGGAGUCAGUGUGCCGGCACCGAUUACGUCAUUUGCUGACAUGCGGUUGGACUCGAGUGCGAGUGCGCAGCAGAUGAAGCGUCUACUUCUACAGAAUAUCGAGCGCUCCGAGUACAAGGAGCCGACGUCAGUGCAGAUGCAAGCCAUUCCGAGCUUUUUGCUCCGACGCGACGUGCUGGCCACAGCACCUACAGGUUCCGGCAAGACGGCAGCUUUUGCGAUCCCAAUCCUAGCGAACCUGGCAGCUGGUAGCGGUACAAGCAGCGGCAUCCGCUCGAUCGUUUUGGCUCCUACUCGUGACCUGGCGGUGCAGAUUCGUGCCGAGUUCACGCGCCUCGCUGCCGGUAAAAAGCUGCACAUCACACUGCUGUCCAAGGCUACAGCUGCUACCAUUGCGUCCCAGACCAAGAGCAAGCUGGCGGUUAACCACGAUGUCCUGAUUGCCACCCCACUGCGACUCGUACACCUGAUCCAAGAGUCGAAGGUCGAUUUGUCUACUGUUGAGAUGGUGUGUUUGGAUGAGGCCGACAGACUGCUGGAGCUGGGUUUCGUGGAGCAGGUUGAUGAGAUUUUUGCUGCUUGCACUCACCCCAGGGUCCAGCGAGCCAUGUUUAGCGCUACGAUGCUGGAGGGAGUCGAGGAGCUGGCUCAAACUGUGCUGCGUGACCCUGUCAAGGUGGCUGUGGGCACGAAAAAUGCUGGUGCAAGUACGAUUGAUCAGAAACUGGUUUUCGUUGGCAAGGAGGAAGGAAAACUUGUUGCUAUGAAGCAAUUGCUGCAGGAGGGACUCCAGCUUCCGGCACUGCUAUUUGUACAGAACAAGGAACGUGCCAAUGAGCUAUACCACGAACUGCUGUAUGACGGAGUGAAUAUUGGCGCUGUUCACGCAGACCGUACAAAGGAGCAGCGCGACGAUGUGAUUCGACGUUUCCGUACUGGAGAAGUGUGGGUGCUCAUCUGUACAGACCUUAUGAGCCGUGGUAUGGACUUCAAGGCCGUCAACAUGGUCAUCAAUUACGAUUUCCCACAGAGUGCUGUGAGUUACAUUCACCGAAUCGGUCGUACCGGCCGAAAUGGACGCAAGGGCAAGGCAGUCACGUUCUUCACCGAAGAUGACAUGGUUUACCUGCGUACGAUCGCUAAUGUGAUGAAGAUAUCGGGUUGUGAGGUCCCCGACUGGAUGCUUUCACUCAAGAAGGCUAGGUACGCAGAAUUCGCUGGUUAUGAUGCUGUUGCUGUCACGUGGCUUACUUAUUCUUCUUUGCAGUGUAUCGAAGAGGAAGGAGCUUCUCAAGGCACCGCCCACGCGUCAUCGUAUUAACACGGUAUCUGGAUACGACCUCCAGAAGGCAAACCGUCUGAAGCAGAUGAAGCAGGCGAAACACAAGAAGGACGGCGAGUCCAACAACAACUCUGAGUCAGAGCCUGCUGGCGAUGAGAAGAAUAACUCUGGAAAGAAGAAACGUAAAAAACAGAACCCGAAAAGCGAGUGAAUAGGCUAGGGAUAGAUGCGAACAAAUGAAUUUGUCGCUUUGAGUUGCACUUGAGGAAUCUGGA
This is a messenger RNA of Phytophthora nicotianae INRA-310, 2286 nucleotides long. RefSeq lists its product as hypothetical. The record is from RefSeq and is a predicted model, not a curated record. Gene Ontology annotation, biological process: maturation of SSU-rRNA. The coding region runs from base 41 to 2050 and encodes 669 amino acids. Gene Ontology annotation, molecular function: nucleic acid binding; RNA helicase activity; ATP binding. The transcript has 4 exons. Lineage: Eukaryota; Oomycota; Peronosporomycetes; Peronosporales; Peronosporaceae.